Molecule: messenger RNA, 1870 nt
Organism: Stomoxys calcitrans (stable fly)
Lineage: Eukaryota; Metazoa; Arthropoda; Insecta; Diptera; Muscidae
Product: probable peroxisomal acyl-coenzyme A oxidase 1
Exons: 7
Coding region: 176-1870 (564 amino acids)
Biological process (GO): fatty acid beta-oxidation using acyl-CoA oxidase; lipid homeostasis
Cellular component (GO): peroxisome
Molecular function (GO): acyl-CoA oxidase activity; fatty acid binding; FAD binding
Source: RefSeq, a predicted model, not a curated record
CAUACUAGAUGAUUUGGAUGAGGACAUUUACAGAUUUCCAAAUCUAUCGCACGAAGAGAUUUACAAUGCUGCCAUUAAGGAUUUCAUAAAAUUAGCCAAAAAAAUACAAGAACUGAAAGUGGAACGUAAUUACGAUGGUACCGAUAUAUAGCCUUCUUCAGUUUUAUGGGGUGCCAUGCCUGCGGGUAAUCCCCUCGCCGUACACUGUGGUAUGGUAAUCGAAUGUAUUCGCAUUCAGGGUACCGAUGAACAAUUUGAAAAAUUUGGAAAAGCCUGCCAGAGUUUUUCUAUGACGUCUGCCUAUGCCCAAACUGAACUGGGACAUGGGACUUUUAUAAGGGGUUUAGAGACUAGAGCCGAUUUUGAUCAUCACACCGAUGAGUUUGUUCUGAAUACGCCAACAAUAAGCUCCUAUAAAUGGUGGCCAGGAGGAAUGGGUCAAUCGGCCAAUCAUUGCAUAGUGCCCGCCAAUUUGUACAUUGACAAUGUAUGCAAAGGCUUGGCCAUGUUUGUGGUACCUAUUCGUGAUAUGGAGACGCACGCGCCUUUGCCUGGUGUGGAUGUUGGUGAUAUUGGCAAAAGAAUGGGCUUUGCUGGGGUCAAUAAUGGUUAUCUGGGUCUGAAGAAUGUGCGAAUACCUCGCACCAAUAUGUUGAUGCGUCACUCCCAGGUACAUCGUGAUGGCACCUUUGUUCAAAGUCCUGUAUCUGUAUUGACCUAUUUUACCAUGGUCUAUAUACGCUGUCUCAUUGUUCGCAAUGUGGCCACACAGCUGUCAAUGGCUGCUACCAUAGCCACCAGAUAUUCGGCAGUGCGCAGACAAAGUCCCAUUAACCCAAAUGAACCCGAAGUCCAAAUCAUCGAUCAUCUUACUCAACAAAAGAAACUUUUCCCUGAGAUUGCCAACAGCAUAGCCUAUAAAUUGGCCUUUACCAAACUCUAUCAAUUGUAUGAGACAACCUCGCAGGAUAUAAAGCAUGGAGAGUUUAGCCGUCUGCCGGAAAUGCACUCGUUGUCCUGUAUUUUAAAAGUUCUCUGCACUUCGACCACAAUGGCAGGCGUUGAUAUACUGCGUUUGGCCUGUGGUGGUCAUGGUUAUUUGAGUUCUUCGAAUAUUGGCAACAUCUAUUUGGAUGUGGGAGCCUCAUGCACCUACGAAGGAGAGAAUACCGUACUGCUGUUGCAAGUGGGCAGAUUUUUGAUGAAAUCCUAUCGCUCUGCUUUGGCUGGCAAGAAAUUGGCUCCUACAGUGGCUUAUUUGCAGAAUGCUGUUAAAGAGAAGUCACUUUGCCAUUGGACGGGAUCUUGGGAGGAUCUAUUGAAGAUUCUACAAAUAGCCACUGCACACAAAACUCACAUUACUUAUGAAAAUCUAAUGGCACGCCUUAAGGCAGGUCAAACAGAAGCUGAAGCGGCCAAUAGUACAGGCAUUGAGUUGACACAAGCGGCAGAGCUACAUGGCAUUUGUUUUGUUGCUGCCACAUUUUUGGAGGAGGUUACCGGGCCCCAUUCAAAAUCCCGCAGUCCGGCCUUGAACAAAGUUUUGGGCAAUCUUUUGGAAUUAUUUAUGAUAUCAACUGUUUUGAAGUACAUGCAUGAAGUACUAAGGGUCCACAAACUUUGCGAGGCCGAAACUCGUUCUCUACAAACUCGUCUUGAGGACUCUCUUGAAGCCAUUCGUCCGGAUGCUGUAGUCAUUUGUGAUGGCUUUGAUCAUCAUGACCGUAAUCUUUUCUCAACUUUGGGCUCCUAUGAUGGUAAUGUUUAUGAGCGAAUUUUUGAAGAAGCCAAAAGGUGUCCCCUGAAUAAGCAACCUGUUCCGGAAGUGAUACACACACAUUUGAAACCUUUUAUGAAAUCGAAUUUGUAA